This is a messenger RNA of Branchiostoma belcheri (Belcher's lancelet), 1462 nucleotides long. RefSeq names its product beta-1,3-galactosyltransferase 5-like. Lineage: Eukaryota; Metazoa; Chordata; Leptocardii; Amphioxiformes; Branchiostomatidae. Gene Ontology annotation, cellular component: membrane. The record is from RefSeq and is a predicted model, not a curated record. Gene Ontology annotation, molecular function: hexosyltransferase activity. The coding region runs from base 213 to 1340 and encodes 375 amino acids. The transcript is spliced from 3 exons.
CAUUCAAUAACCAUUCUUGAUCCACCUCCACUGUGUUGGCGAUGACUGUAUGAGCUGACGUUGUGUGUGAGCGCGUUUAAAAACGAGGUCAGAUGGCGUGACCGCUUCAGAGCAGCACAACCGUUGUUCAACUGGCAUAAUUUGACGUCAAAGUUGCACCUUUACUGGAGACAAACACUUGAACGGACUGUUAUUCGAUCUGGCGAGCAGAUAUGGCUGGCAGGUAUAAAUUUCCUGUUCAAAGAUCAAAGACAGCCGUGCACCUUCUUGCUGUUACGAUCUUUAUUUUGAUUGUCAACAUUGCGUUUUGGACAGAUUUCAAUCAUAUUGUGAGAUACGGACACUACCGGGAAGCCACGAGAAAACCCAGCAAAAUUGACGAUCUAUUCAUCAGGAAGACAGAGCUAUCGCCAGUUGCAAACCCACACAGGCACAGGUUCGUCAGCACUUUAGAGAACAAAUGUAAGCAGAAGAAUGUCUUCCUCGUCGUUGUUGUCACAAGUUCACCUGCACAUGCCAAGCACCGGAACGCCAUUCGUAAAACCUGGGGGAAUGAGACCAUGUUCCCACAAGGAAACGUUAGGGUACUGUUCGCUCUGGGACGCAGCGACGACGCCCAAGUGGAGAACGCGGUGCAGGUAGAAGCCAAAGCACGCGGGGAUAUCAUACAGGAGGAUUUCCGGGACUCCUACAGAAACAUGACCACAAAAACAGUCAUGAUCCUCAGAUGGGCUGUUACAUUUUGCAGUGGUGCUAAAUACGUCAUGAAAACCGACGACGACAUGUUUGUUAACAUUAAGACUCUGGUACGCCAUCUUGAAACUUUACAACGUGAAGUUGACCUUAGUUCAGGUCUGUUUAUGGGAGCUAUCCAAACGGGUGUGCACCCUGUCAGAAGUCCACCCAAUGACAGAUAUUACGUCUCGAGGGAGGAAUUUAACGAAGACGUAUACCCAGACUACCUGAGCGGGACAGGUUACGUCAUGUCAAUGGAUACGGUGAGAAGAUUUUACGUCGCGGCGCUGAUGACGCCACCCAUGCCCAUGGAGGAUGUGUACAUGGGCAUCUGUGCACAAAGAGAGGGCAUAACACCAUGGGACCACAGUGGUUUUACAUUCCACCGGUUUGGCUUCACCGUGUGUACCCAUUCUCACCAGAUCGUCACGUCUCACCACUACACCCCCACAGAACUACUCGCCAUGUGGGAAGCUCUCCAGACAAGUCCGACUGAGUGCGGCUGGUUGCGCUCUUACUUCUCAAUCCUCUACGCAAAGCUAGUCAAGAGGUUUUCCAUGAUCUUUCCCUGUCUGUUUAUGGGCUGUGGUGCCAUUGAAGAAUAACGAGUUUCCAUAACGCGUCAGUCUUAUUAGAAAAUAUUUCACGGAAUGUAACGAUUCAUGUUUGAAAUACUACUAGUAUUGAGGUCUUACAGGCCCUGAGAAAUAAACAAGUUUUCACUUCU